AUGCCACUAGACGAUGCACUCGAAUCCCCCCUCGGCCAUAUCGACAACGACAACGACGACAACAUUGACGAGCGCAAUGGUCUCGGCAAUCUAUCCCUCCCACAACCCUCCCAACACCAUUCCCUGAAGUACUCCCUCCUAGGCCCUUCUCUGACAAAGGCCGGUCAAGAUGCCGUUGAUCAAAAGAAGGUCUCCGAGAUAAUAUAUGAGGCCUCGAAAGGCUCAAAGUUCUUCAAUAACGAAGAAGUCAGGGAUCAGAACCUCACUGUCAAAAUUGAUCGUAUCUUGAAACUCAAGGCCCAGUUGGAGAAGCUUGAUCUCAAAUCCGACCUACGCCGUGCUGAUGAUUACAUUGCCUCUCUCGAGUUAUCCAGGGAUCUGUCUCAAUAUGUCGUACACAUUGAUUGCGACGCUUUCUAUGCUGCUGUGGAGGAAAUCGAUCGCCCAGACCUGAAGAAUAAACCAAUGGCUGUGGGUGUGGGUGUCCUAACAACAUGCAAUUAUGAAGCCCGAAAAUACGGCUGUCGAAGUGCUAUGGCUGGCUUUGUUGCAAAGAAGUUAUGCCCAGACUUGAUCUGUCUACCACUGAAUUUUGAUAAGUACACAGCCAAAGCUAAAGAGGUCCGAGCCAUCCUCGCUGAAUAUGACCCUCGAUUCGAAAGUUCCAGCAUCGAUGAAGCCUACUUGAACAUAACCGAGUAUUGUGAUACUCACCACUUGGCUCCUGAAGAGGCCAUUCAACAAUUGAGAAAUCAAGUUCGGGAAAAUUGCAAAAUCACAAUCUCAGCAGGUAUAGCCCCGAAUGCCAAAAUCGCAAAGAUCUGCUCCAACAAGAACAAACCGAACGGGCAAUUUCGUGUGCCCAACGACCGGGCUGCUGUCAUGGCCUUCAUGUCUGGCCUAUCAGUUCGCAAAGUCAAUGGGGUGGGCCGCGUCUUUGAGCGAGAGCUUGAUGCAAUUGGUGUUAAAACAUGUGGGGAUAUCUACAUCCACCGAGCCUACCUUAACAGAUUGUUUGGAGAAAAGGCCUUUCAGUUCUUGAUGCAAACCCAUCUGGGUCUGGGUCGGACAAGUGUUCAACCGGCUGAAGAGUCAGAGCGAAAAAGUGUUGGUACUGAGAGUACGUUCCGCGAUAUCAGCAGUAAAACAGAGCUUCGAGAGAAACUUCGUCACACGGCAGAAGAGCUCGAAAAAGACAUGGCUCGGGUUCAAGUCAAAGGCCGAACGCUUGUCCUCAAGAUCAAACUUCAUACCUAUGAAGUAUUCACCAGACAAGUCGCUCCACCAAAAGCGGUACAUCUCGCGGAUGACCUCUACAAUUAUAGUCUUCCAAUGUUAGCAAAGCUUGAAAAAGAAAUGCCUGGCUUCAAACUUCGCCUAUUAGGUCUUCGAUGCACCCAUCUGAUUAGUACCAAGAAGGACAAGCCAGACUUUUUUCGACGGAGGCCGGCCAAUAGCUGGGCAACUGAAAAACCAAUAUCGGACGAUGAUCAGUGGGAAGUUUGGCCCGAUUCUGAAUUCGAAGAGGCAGCACGUCAAGAGCAACAAGAAGAAAUGGAAGAGUUGCACCGUCUUAGUCAAGAACAAGAACAAAAUCAAUCAGAAGACCCUAUAAUAUCGACUGCAGAUUGGCAUGAGCCCUUUGGUCGCUACAAAUAUGGUAGCGAACCCAACUCGCCAGCGAAGCAUGGGCGUCUCCCGAAUGCAGCGGCUGUUAUCCCUGAGUUAAAGAGCGAACCACUGUGGGACUGUCCCAUAUGCCACCUACCCCAGCCUGCUACGGAUAAGGCUUUCAAUGACCACAUUGAUUCAUGCCUGUCCCGACAGACGAUCAAAGAGGUAGUUGCCCAAGCAGAAGCCGAUACAGCGGUUGGACCUUCGAUACCACUCCUCAAUAAGACGAACUCCAUUGAUUCGGCACGAGCAUCUCCAGAGACUUCUUCCAAUUCAACGACGCGAAAAGUGGACAGUGGGGUCAAACGAAAGAACUCGGCUCCCGGCGACACGCAGAGAAAGCAGAAAAGAUUGUUCUUCACAUGA
This is a messenger RNA of Exophiala bonariae, 2040 nucleotides long. RefSeq lists its product as uncharacterized. Gene Ontology annotation, cellular component: nucleus. The coding region runs from base 1 to 2040 and encodes 679 amino acids. Gene Ontology annotation, biological process: error-prone translesion synthesis. Gene Ontology annotation, molecular function: damaged DNA binding; DNA-directed DNA polymerase activity. The record is from RefSeq and is a predicted model, not a curated record. The transcript has a single exon. Lineage: Eukaryota; Fungi; Ascomycota; Eurotiomycetes; Chaetothyriales; Herpotrichiellaceae.